UGGUUUUUUGGUAGUUGUGUCUGGCGAAGAAAUGUAACUGCGAACAACUCCCGAUAAUUUUUACUUAGUAGUACUAUACCCAAUCUCUCUGAAUAUAAGAGGGGAAGGUCUCAUUAAGCCUUUACCUAAUUGUUUACAAGAGUUUCAUCGUUUUUUCGUUAAGGAUGAGCAUGUAUAGUACAGCUAAUGGCAGCAUUGCUUCUGGACUAUCGACUCCUAGACGAUCAGCUACAGCCAGCCCAGUGACAAAACAGUUUUCUAAGAACAAUGUCGUGGGUAUAUGUGCCAUGGAUGCAAAGGCUCGUUCGAAGCCCUGUCGGAAUAUCUUGAACAGAAUCAUAGCCAAUGGUGAAUUCGAAGCAAUUGUCUUUGGAGACAACAUGAUACUAGAUGAAGAAGUCGAGAAUUGGCCUGCUUGUGACUACCUGAUUUGCUUUUUUUCUACAGGAUUCCCGCUUGAGAAAGCUCAGCGUUAUGUCGAGCUUCGAAAACCAUUUUGUGUAAAUGAUGUCGUCUUCCAGGAGUUGCUGUGGGACAGAAGACUCGUCCUUCGACUUCUUGAAGCAAUCCAUGUGUCCACGCCGAAGCGAAUUGAAUGUACUCGGGAUGGAGGUCCGAAAGCCAGCAAAAAGUUGGCUGAAAAGCUUCGUCGUAAGUUUGGUAUCAAGUUUCCUAAAAUGCCUCAACCAGAGGUCAAGAUGAUUGACGAGGAUACGCUGUCAAUUGACGGAAAAACUAUCAAAAAACCAUUUGUGGAAAAGCCAGUUGAUGGUGAAGACCAUAACAUAUACAUUUACUUUCCCAAGUCUGCGGGAGGCGGUGGUCGUAGACUGUUCCGAAAGGUCGCAAACAAGUCUUCCGAGUAUGAUCCAAACUUGUGCAGUCCUCGUUUGGAGGGUUCUUACAUCUACGAACAGUUCAUGAAUGUUGAUAAUGCUGAAGACGUGAAAAUUUAUACGGUAGGUCCGAACUACAGUCAUGCGGAAACGAGAAAAUCGCCUGUUGUUGACGGAAUUGUCAGAAGAAAUCCUAAUGGAAAGGAGAUCCGUUUCAUUACACAUUUGACAGACGAGGAGCGAGCCAUGGCUUCCAAGAUUUGCACUGCCUUCGAGCAACCCGUUUGUGGUUUCGACCUGCUCCGCGUGAAUGGCCGUUCGUACGUUAUUGACGUAAACGGAUGGUCUUUCGUGAAAGAUAAUAACGAUUACUACGACAAUGCUGCUCGAAUCCUUAAACAAAUGUUUUACGUUGCCGAAAAGCAAAGACGGAAUCGCGUCCCUUCCGUGCAGGAAGUACUGAACCCACCUCCUCGUGAAAGUGAAGCAUGGAGAUUAAAGGCUCUCGUUGGCGUGUUCCGACACGCUGAUCGCACACCCAAGCAAAAGUUCAAGUUUUCGUUCAUUUCUGAACCCUUCGUUGCCUUGCUUCAAGGUCAUAAAGAAGAAGUGCUUUUGCGUAAUGAGCAACUGAACAGUGUUCUUGAAGCUACGACUCGCGCCAUGGAACUGCAAUCUGAGGAUCCGGAAAAGUUGAAACAGUUGCGAAAUGCUUUGGUCACAAAGAAGAAUCUCCCUGGUACAAAGGUUCAGUUAAAGCCUGCAUACAAGGAAGGAAAACUUGUAAAGCUUCAGCUGAUUAUCAAGUGGGGUGGUGAAUUUACGCAUUCUGCUAGGUACCAGUCGAAGGAUCUUGGUGAACAAUUCUACAAAGACCUGUACAUUAUGAACCGCAGAUGUUUAGACGAUGUUGAAAUAUACACAUCGUCCGAACGUCGUGUUUCUACAUCAGCAGAAAUAUUUGCCAUGGCCUUUUUACAAAAAGAGACGAUCCCCAAGGGCGCUUUUCACACGCGCAAGGACCUGCUAGAUGAUUCGAAUGCCGCUAAGGACAUGAUGGAUAAAGUUAAAAAGCGCUUAAAGACGCUUCUCCGCGCCGGAGACCCUGCCCGAGAGGAGUUUACUUGGCCCAAGGACAUGCCCACUCCUAGCGAAGUGAUGCAACGAGUCAUCCGUUUGCUCAAGUAUCUCCGUUCUGUCAUGCGCGAAAACUAUGCCAUUCUGGGUCCAAAGGUUGACCUUGUUCAAACUCGCUGGUGUUGCAGUGAGAAUCCAGCUUUGUUCCGUGAACGUUGGGAAAAGUUGUUCACUGAAUUUUGUGAUACGGAGAAUGCCGACCCGUCUAAAGUGUCCGAGUUGUACGACACACUCAAGUAUGACGCUCUUCACAACAGACAGUUUUUGGAACGAAUUUUCAUGCCCUACGUUUAUUUGAAGGAUCCUGAAAAUCCCGCUCUCGUUCUGAAGGAGCGUAGCCGGCCACACUCCCCAUUGCAAGCAUUGACGCCUCAGAUUACUGGCGCCAGCCGAUUUGCUGAACAACCUCAACAACCCAUGGGCAAGCUCAUCGAACUGUAUACGCUAGCUAAAGCUUUGUUUGAUCUUGUUUCUCCACAAGAAUAUGGUAUUGAGAAGACAGAGAAAUUGGAAAUUGGGUUGUUGACAAGUAUUCCUCUGAUGCGACAAAUCAUUUCAGACAUUAAGUUUGCCAAGGACUGUGAUCAUCCCGUGACUCGCAUUUACUUUACGAAGGAAUCGCAUGUGUACACGUUGCUGAACUGCAUUCUUGAAUCGGGUCUGCCCAUCAAAACCGCUAGAAACCAGAUUCCAGAGUUGGAUUAUCUGACACAAAUUUGUUUUGAAUUGUUUGAGCGCACGAACCCAGAAGGUGUCAAAGAAUACUCCGUUCGCAUUACUCUUUCUCCGGGGUGCUACGCCCAGAACCCGCUUGACAUGAAGCUUGAUGCAAAGCACUGCAUAAGUGUCGCACCCAAGCGUUCUCUGACUCGGCAUCUCGACCUCAACGUUUUCUGUGAUAAACUUGAGGAUAGAGUUAAUUCGAUUGAACUUCCUAACAAGCCUACACUUCCAGUAAACAUCAGUUGAAUGGACAAUUAGAAAGAAGCACACAAUUCGAUAUUUUGAAAUUCAUAUUUUGUCAAAACCAAAAAAUGCCGCAAUUGUUUGUUCUUCUGUUCCCUUAACACCCUUCUCACAUUCCAUCCCUAAGGUUUUUUUUUCCAUUUAGUUUCAUACUGCAUCCCCCACUAGUAUAAUAGAUACUACAGCUUUGUGGAAUAAUUUUUUACGUCUAGAUGUUGUUACGCUACGG
Messenger RNA from Schizosaccharomyces japonicus yFS275, 3168 nucleotides. Its product is annotated as inositol hexakisphosphate kinase/inositol pyrophosphate synthase. The coding region runs from base 165 to 2942 and encodes 925 amino acids. The record is from RefSeq and is a predicted model, not a curated record. Lineage: Eukaryota; Fungi; Ascomycota; Schizosaccharomycetes; Schizosaccharomycetales; Schizosaccharomycetaceae. Gene Ontology annotation, cellular component: cytoskeleton. Gene Ontology annotation, biological process: inositol phosphate metabolic process; regulation of mitotic spindle elongation (spindle phase three); regulation of microtubule cytoskeleton organization. The transcript has a single exon. Gene Ontology annotation, molecular function: inositol hexakisphosphate 6-kinase activity; inositol-1-diphosphate-2,3,4,5,6-pentakisphosphate diphosphatase activity; 5-diphosphoinositol pentakisphosphate 1-kinase activity.